Molecule: messenger RNA, 863 nt
Organism: Cajanus cajan (pigeon pea)
Lineage: Eukaryota; Viridiplantae; Streptophyta; Magnoliopsida; Fabales; Fabaceae
Source: RefSeq, a predicted model, not a curated record
GCUGUGGUAGAGCUGUGAACGAUCCAUUUCACCACUCUAGCUUAUGACAUUAAUAUUAUAUAGUAUUUAUUAGGAAAACUUAGCUUUCAUCAAUGAGAAGAGGCAGAGCACAAACGGAGAGAAAGAGAGGCAGAGGCAGCGAGUGAAAUCAUGAGCUCCAUCGGUGAGAACUUCUUUGGCAGUAGAAAGGCAUCGCUUCCGGUGUCGCGUUCAGAUUCAGGAGGGCUUCGUAGACGUCUUUCUUCGCUAUCACUGAAGAUCCAAGGCACCCCGGUUCAAACAACAUGGUCAUUUCCCAGAUCCAAGUCCCUCUCAUCCAUGGGUGACUAUGCGGGCACCUCUAUAAGGAAAUGGUGGGACUGGAGCUGGGCCUGGGUCCUCUCCAGGAAACCCAUAUUUGCCACAGAUCUCGAAAUGAACGACCAGGAAACCAAGCUCCUCGGUUCCCACAACAGGGGCACUUGGAGACAUGUCUUCUACAAGCUCCGCUCUGAGAUCAGAAGAUUCGUCACUUCUGAUCACGCCACUCUACCCUCAUAAAUAUAAUUCAAUGCAAAUCUAUGCCUUAUGCUUCCUUUAAAUAAUUUAGUCUUUCAGAUCCACCGUGGUGCAAUUCGUUCCUUCUUUUCACUUAAUGUACACACGCAAUUACGUGCAUGUAUAAUUGUUAUUCUAUAAUCUAUAUUGUGGAUUGCUAUAAAAUUGCCUCAAGGAUCAUCUUAUAAUUUUUUCCUCAGUGUUUAGAUUCAAUGGGUUGCAGGAUCUCCUCAGCCUCAGGGAGUGUUUGUUGCAUAUUAUCUUGUAACUUGUAAUUGUAUGGUGAAUGUAGAACUUGACAACGUACAAAAUAUUUUUUUGGAGUA